AUAAAUCUUCAUAAAUAUUCAAUAUUAAUGUUAAAGCUCGUUGUUUCCAUCACUUCACGGAUUCAAAACUUUCGAAACUGAAAAAUUUCGUUUCCUUUGUCCCCAACUCUUCGACUUGUUUCCUAACUCGAAGUAACCUGAUCAUGAAGACGAAUUCCAGAUUCAAAUCUCUUUAGGAGUUUGGAAACCUAGGUCUCUUUCCUUCUAUAUAUAAAACCGUUCUCUUCUUUUCUUUGACUCCCAAUUCCAAGCAGAACCACUCUUCUUUAUUCUGUAUUUCUUUGUUUCUUGAUCUUUGAAGCAUCGGCGAAGAUGGUUAAUACGGAAUCCGUUCGGACUGUCAUCGGCAUCAUCGGGAAUGUCAUUUCAUUCUUCUUGUUUGCUUCUCCAAUGCCAACCAUAUACAAGAUAAUCAAGAUGAAGGCGGUGGAGGGAUUUGAACCUGACCCGUACCUUGCAUCUAUAUUGAACUGUAUGAUGUGGGUCUUCUAUGGUCUGCCCUUUGUGCAUCCCCAUAGUUUUCUCAUCAUCACUAUCAAUAGUGUCGGACUUGUUUUGGAGCUCAUCUAUAUCCUCAUUUUCCUCAUCUACGGCAACAACAAAAAGAGAAUUAAGAUAGUCGUGGUGUUGUUCAUUGAAAUAGUUUUCGUAGCAGCGAUAGUGGUCAUUACAAUGCUAGUUUUUCACACUACCACUAGGAGGUCUCUGUUUGUUGGUCUCAUCUGUGUUGUCUUCAAUGUUUGCAUGUACCUAUCGCCACUCCUUAUCAUGAAAAAGGUUAUCACGACAAAGAGUGUGAAGUACAUGCCAUUCUAUCUCUCACUGGCUAAUACCAUGAAUGGCGCAGUCUGGACGACCUAUGCGCUCCUCCGUUUCGAUCCAUACGUCUUGACAGGGAAUGGUAUUGGAACAUUAGGAGGCAUUGCUCAACUGAUACUAUAUGCAGUCUACUACAAAUCAACCCCAAAAGACGAUGAAGCUGGGAAUGCGAAAAAGGCAUCUGAAGUGGAGCUAUCAGGUCAAGAGACGAUUUGACACCAAUUGAUGAUCAUCACACAGGAACAAUUUCAAUUUCCUGUUGUGGAUGAUUGGAUUUGUUCGUUAUUCAUUCUUUUAUUGAUUGUUUUUUGUUGUUGUUGUUGUUGUCGUCUUCGACAACGUUUUUGCUGCGACUUGCUUGUGAAAUUUUGGUUAAACACUUCGAUUAACAAUAGUAAGCCGUUAAUGGCACUGUUUUUUUCCCAAAUUUGAUAUCUCAGUUGUGGUUUCUUCUCUAGUUUAUGGAAAUCCAUACAGAUAAUCUUUA
Messenger RNA from Macadamia integrifolia, 1306 nucleotides. Its product is annotated as bidirectional sugar transporter SWEET5-like. Gene Ontology annotation, molecular function: sugar transmembrane transporter activity. The transcript has 5 exons. Gene Ontology annotation, cellular component: membrane. NCBI's taxonomy places the organism in Eukaryota, Viridiplantae, Streptophyta, Magnoliopsida, Proteales, Proteaceae. The record is from RefSeq and is a predicted model, not a curated record. Gene Ontology annotation, biological process: carbohydrate transport. Bases 313 to 1035 code for a protein of 240 amino acids.